Limulus polyphemus (Atlantic horseshoe crab) is the source of this 2532-nucleotide messenger RNA. RefSeq lists its product as uncharacterized. Lineage: Eukaryota; Metazoa; Arthropoda; Merostomata; Xiphosura; Limulidae. The record is from RefSeq and is a predicted model, not a curated record. The coding region runs from base 349 to 1638 and encodes 429 amino acids. The transcript is spliced from 11 exons.
AUGUGAAGAGAGAAGAAAACAGACACCCAGACUGUCAGUACAUAAGUCUAAUAGAUUUACAAAUGAAAUACAAAUUAACAAGAAUUUUAGUGAACUGUUAGAAAAACAGUGGGCAGAACUAACUGGUAGACGAUUGUCACAUUCCAAAACAAGAAAAAAACUAAAAAAAGUGAGUUCACUACACCUAAAGAGGACGACAGACAGAUUAAAGUCAGUGAAGAGAAAUGUGAAGAAAACAGAGUUUCUGAAGCAGGUGGUAAUAAACAGGAACAGAAUUUAGCAGCACCUCUGGAAAAGGAGUACGACAUUCGAUUAAGGUAUCAAUAUUCACCCCCUCACAAAACAACUAUGUACAGUUGCUUUGAAUGUGGUUUCUCAACAUCUCGUUUGUGUAAUCUUGUAUAUCACUAUAAGGCAUCGUGUCCAGCUUUCUUUCAGAAGGAUUUAUGGAAAGAGGCUGUUCAGGAAAAGCUACAAACCAGAUUUUCUACUGAGAGAGUGGUUCCAGAGAAAUGUCCAUCAAGACAUGUGAUUAUAGCUUCAACUGAAAAAACUUCCAGUAAAAACAAUACCAAGAGGAAGCUUUUUUCUCAGGAUAAAUCAGAAAGAAAGACAAAUGUAAACCUUGAAAAAUAUCAUCAAGAAUAUGAAAAACAACAAGAAGAGGAUAAGAUGAACAGUUACACUGAAGAUGACACUGAUGAUGAUGAUCUGCCUCCAGCAUUUGAUACCCCAAUUAAAAAUGCCUUUGGCUUUGACAAAGACGAUAUUGUAUGGGUUUAUUUUAAAAAACUCUAUUGGCCAGCAGUGGUUCGUCGGAUUUAUUUCAAAUUAAAGAAAGUUUCGGUACGUUUUAUUGGCCUGGCCCAAGUAAACUCUGGAAUCAGAGUUUCAAUAAAGAAGAUAAAUACCUUUGACAAUGCAGAAAGAAAUAAAAAAUACUUGAGCUUGCCUCAUAAGCCCGAGGAUGCUGUAGCUAUUGUAAAUGCUGUUCAACGAGCUGAGGAUUUUCUGAGGAAACGCUGCCUUGGGUAUAAAGUUGAUGCAUGGCAGUUCUUUGAAACACGAGACGAAGAUUUUCCAGAGUAUCUCUCAGGAGUGGGAAACACAAGUAGAGGAAUAGGAAGUGAAAGCAGGAUGGAAAGUAAGACUCCUGAACCAGUUUUAUCACCAGUACAAUGUCCAUCUUUUUCUACAACCUUGGAAAAAGAGUUUGGAUGUAGAGAAACAGAAGGAAGUCCUGAUAAUCAGACUAACCUUAGGACAAAAAGGAAAGAAAGCCUGAAACUAGUGAACUGUAUCAAAAGUGGCCAAGUUGAGACUCACCUGCUGGGAGUGUACAGUGGGACAAUACCUAGUGACAGACAUACAAAAUUUCAUUCGGUGGUGGCUUCUGUUAGAAACCAGAUAAAACAAGUGUCUUGGUUUGGUCCUAUUGAUGAGGAAGAACAGCAAGAAAAAGUGUGCGAGUACUGUAUUCAACUUUUUAAAACCAGCUGUGAACCUGGUACGUCACUGGACGUUGUGGCUUACGUCUUUGAAGUUUGGGUUCCCGAGGCAAUCAUUAAGGCACUGUCACAGGAACAAGGAGUUUCUUUGGAAGAAGCAGAGAAGAUAUUUAAUCAUUGUGCAUUUUAGACAGCAGAGAAGGUGCUUCUGAUGUUCAGUAAAUACCAAGUCUUUAGAGAGAAAGGAAAAGGCUAAUACUGAAACAAAUCACCAGACAAGCCAAAAAAGAUCCAGUCAUUGACAAACUUUGUUCAUUAGUGGUUGUAGAAUGCUGUGAGUCGGCAUCACAUAUUUAUCACUACGAAUGUCUUCGGUGUAAAGUUGUUAUACUCAUCACCUCGCAUCAGUCUUCAAAAAAUUCUACAUGUUAUUUACCAGAACUGUUGUUGUAAAGAUACCUUUCCAGUGAUGAUUAAUUUUUCACUUUUUACCAAAUUCUUUAUUUUCACAAAAGACAAAGCCUCCAGCUUGAGAAGCGUUCUGAAUUUUCUAUUUGGAAGAGUUACGUACUCCUCUCUCUCAACAAGAGAUGAUCAUGAUUACUGACGAGUUGAUUUAGUAUAAAAUCGUAAAAAGCUAAUUAGAUGUGAUCCUUCAUUAUUUGUAUUGUUUUCCUUACUUAAAGAUUGAAACUGUCUCCUGUUGAAUAAAUCAAAGUAACUUUUGAUGAUUGAAAUGAGAUUAUCAAGAGAACAGUAAAUAUUAGGUAAGAUAUGAGAAAUGAUUAAUGUGCACCUACUUAAAGAGUAGAAAAGGUACCAAAUUUUUCACCUUCAAUUAAAAGGUGUUUCCACUGUGCCUUAUUUUAGCUCCAAAGUUGGGAUCAAGUAUUAAAUACAGUUUGAGAGAAUGUUUACUAAAAUGUAAAAAGUUGUAUAGAAUGCAGAGUUAUUACAGAAAAUCACGUUUGAGUUCUAGUUAAACUUGUAACCCAAUUCUCAUUCCAGCAUCAAACAAGAAUAUAUGGUUUUCUAAGGUUUUGUAGUAUGAAAGUUUCCAGUAAAGUUUGAAACUUUUGAACUA